Penaeus vannamei (Pacific white shrimp) is the source of this 713-nucleotide messenger RNA. RefSeq lists its product as uncharacterized. NCBI's taxonomy places the organism in Eukaryota, Metazoa, Arthropoda, Malacostraca, Decapoda, Penaeidae. The record is from RefSeq and is a predicted model, not a curated record.
GUUGCAUAGAAAUCGUGUGUGUGUGUUUGUGCGUGUGUCCGUGUGUGUAUAUAUACUCAUGUGCUGGAAACCCACGAAGCACUCAGUCGGUGUAAGGCACAAUGAUGUUCCUCGCAAGCGCCCUCGCUCUCUUGCUACUCGCCGGCAACACCCGCGCCGAAGGGGACCGCCAGCCGGAGGAAAGCCCAUCAAAUUCCGAGAGAUCUGAAGUGAAAGAAAAACUGUUCUUCCUUGCAUCAUCAACCACCUAUACUGUCAACGCUAUAUCAUCCUUCACCACCGUCAUCCCCUUCACCUGUUUCGUCAGUAAUACAAAUGCAUGCCAGGGGCGAAAACUUCGUCGCAUGAAGAGCAUCAGUGGUGACUUUGACAAGCUUCUAGACAAGACUUCACUUGACAGUUCUGCUGCCCCAGAACUGACACUUGAGAAAGACACAGCCCAUCUUGGAGAUACGCGCAAGUUCUUUGUAGUGUGGAGAAGCACCACCACAACCCAUACUGUCACUAGCACUUCAUACAACAGAGCCAUAACGGUCUCUGCUUCGGCUUACUGCACUUAUGUAGGUUUCGCAGAGCCACUUUGCUGAGCCUUUGGGAUGCUUUGGCAUUGUUUCUGAUUCAUCUUGACUUCAUCUGGCAUGGAUAGUGAUACAUAGUUCUACUGCAGUAUAGUAUUUGAUGUUAUGUGAAAAUAGUGUGUGUUUAUAAUGACC